This is a messenger RNA of Oncorhynchus mykiss (rainbow trout), 3634 nucleotides long. RefSeq names its product transmembrane emp24 domain-containing protein 1. The record is from RefSeq and is a predicted model, not a curated record. NCBI's taxonomy places the organism in Eukaryota, Metazoa, Chordata, Actinopteri, Salmoniformes, Salmonidae.
AACGACUUAAUUAGUCCUUUACAGUAUUUUUUACUUAAGUACUUCACACCACUGCUAUACAUUGGUAUUGCACACCCUUCCAGUCAAUCAUACGCGCUACUUUGUAGAAGUUAUUGUAAAAGAUAGGGCUACAGGGUGAGCUUUUGUUCUUCCAGUGGUCUAGUCUAACAUCGAUAUAAUAGGUUAUCUUGUUGGAUGAGAUGCCAUAAAAUCGACUUACUUUCAGUUGCGCGCACAGUGGUCAGAACUGAUCUGAAGCUAGUUGUUCGGUGAAGUAGGCGACUUGAUUUCUGCUAUGACUAACUUUGAUCACAAGCAAUAAAUAGCCUACAGCUCGUGGUCGCUGACAGUCUAUGGAAUAUGUACGUAUACAAUGCGGUAUGAGUGAAGCGAAGUAGGCUACUAGACUACAAGAACAAGCAUUCAUGGCUGCCGAUGAGUCAACAGUGAUUGUAACUUUUACUGAAGUCCAAAGUCGCUUCUAGGCUACAAAUGGGUUCCAUGUUUGAUCUGAGCGUUGCUGUAAGACUCUAUUUGCUGUCUUGUUUCGUUGUAUCUGUGGACUUCACUUUAGGCUUGGGACAAAGCCAAGAUACUGAAUUCACGUUUCAACUCCCUGCAGGUAGAACAGAAUGUUUCUACCAAACAGCUACGAAGAACGGAAGCCUGGAAGUAGAAUACCAGGUGAUUGCAGGUGCAGGCCUGGAUGUGGGCUUCACCCUGAUCUCCCCCAGCGGAUACAAGCUGGCCUCUGAGUUCAGGACAUCUGACGGCAUCCACACGGUGGAGCCUACAGAGGAUGGAGACUACCGGCUGUGUUUUGACAACAGCUUCAGUAAGCUUUCUGAGAAGAUGGUGUUCUUCGAGGUGAUUGUAGAGGGCCAGCCUGGGGACACCUGGGGCGAUGAAGAGUGGGCUGACAUGGCCGAGCCAGAGAGUAUGGUGGAGUACAAAUUGGAAGACAUCAGGGAGACCAUGGACUCAGUGCACAGGCACCUGGAGCGGAGCCGGCAGCUUCAGACCAUGCUGAGGACCUUCGAGGCCCGGGACCGCUAUCUACUGGAGGACAAUCUGUGGAGGGUCUCGUUCUGGUCCUCCAUGAGCCUCCUGGUCAUCCUGACCGUGGCCGUCACACAGGUCUACACCCUCCGACGCCUCUUCGACGACAAGAGGGUCUGCAAACCCUAGUGUCCAGUAGUAUCUUCCACCACCCCCACACCCUUCCCAGUGGUAUCUUCCACCACCCCCACACCCUUCCCAGUGGUAUGUUCCACCAACCCCACAUCAUGCCCAGUGGUAUCUUCCACCACCCCCACACCCUUCCCAGUGGUAUCUUCCUCCACCCCCACACUCUUCCCAGUGGUAUCUUCCACCACCCCAACGCUCUUCCCAGUGUUAUCUUCCACCACCCCACACCCUUCCCAGUGGUAUGUUCCACCACCCCCACAUCAUGCCCAGUGAUAUCUUCCACCACCCCCACACCCUUCCCAGUGGUAUCUUCCACCACCCCCACACCCUUCCCAGUGGUAUCUUCCACCACCCCCACACCCUUCCCAGUGGUAUCUUCCUCCACCCCCACACUCUUCCCAGUGGUAUCUUCCACUACCCCCACGCUCUUCCCAGACUAACAGGACCCUACUGUAAAGUAAUGGUUUCAGAGAUUGAAGAAGAGAGACUAUUGACAACAGUGAUGUUUGGUAAAUGAGGGACUGUUAGUAAGGAUUUAGUGAUGUUUGUGUUUGAUGAGUUUGAUUCAGCUUUUGAGUGGCAGAAAAGUGCAUGUUUGUAUGUGAGUCAUAAACACUGUAUAAUGAUGUUUUGACAAUUUAGUGUCAAUCUAUCAAACAAGAAACCAAAGCAAUAGCAGAUCAUGUGGUAGUAUGUUUUUAACAUGGGAUCUUAAGAGUGACAUUACAAAUAUAAUUGAUUUAAUGACAUGGUUAUAACACAACUACAGAAAAUUAAACACACACACAAAAAAUAUUCUACUCUGAAAUAAAUUAAUUCUGGAGAAAGAGUAGCCUUGCAAAGCCACUGGUCCCGCAAGCUUACAUUAAAAGCUGCAGUGGUUAUCAGUCUGUUAAUUAUGAGGCAAGAGAAAUAAGUCUUACAUGCAUCAAUGGCUGUCCUCAUGGGAUGGUUUUAUUGAAUUACAGAUAUUACAUUUUUAUUGAAAUGUAUAGUGUUUGACAGAGAUCUGGUGAGACGAAGCCAAAGAGUUGAGACAUUCAAAAAAUUAUCCCUGCCAGGAGAAUGUUGCAAAGUCAACCACAAGCAUAGUUGUUAUAUACACCUCCAACACCACAAAACAAGAUCCAAUCAUUCAUUUGAAAAAAUGAUUGUAUUUAUAAAACCAUAAAAUCUCAAUGAUCCAUUCCUUUCAAUUAUAGGUACAAUAGUGCAAAUUUGAGUGUCAAAAGUGUGCAGCGAAAGAAAAUAAGGCAACCUUAUUGGCUACCACAAAACAGCACUGGAUUAAAGGCAUAUCGCAAAGUUCUGCAGUUGACAUCAGUUGGAUCUAUUAUUGACACUGUACUACAUUAUAAUCACAUUACCGGUAUAUGCCCUUCUUCAUACAACUACCCUUACUACAGUAUAAAUAAACUGUAUAAUGAUAACAUACAGCAUAUGCCAUAUAGAAGAGGCCUUUAUUCAAAGUGAUUUACAGUCAUUCGUGCAUACAUUUCACGUAUGAGUGGCCCCAGCAGGAUUCGAACCUACGACCCUUGGUGUUGCAAGCACAAUGCUCUACCGUCUGACCCUUGUGCAAGGCAUCCACUGGAACAUGCAUGGUUUGAAGCUCUCUUCUGAACAUGACAUGACCCUCGCUGUUAAAAGCUUUGUAUGCUUCUGUGCUCACUCAGCAGUGGAGGACCCAGCACUACCUGAUUAAUUGAGCUGUUCCUAACAUCCUUCACCUCAUCCCUUCAAAUAGUCACUUUACCGUUUGGUUUUUGGGGCCCUCCCAAUACACUACCAUAUAAUAUUAAGGGCUGUCAUCCUCCCAUGUGGUGUUCCCCAACUGACACGUCAAAUGAUUAACUGUAGCAUCGAACACAAUGCAGUAUGAGUGAGAUCUCAAAUAAUCUACAGUUCCACCUACAACACAAUUUACAAUCAUCUAAAUAAACCAAACUUCUACACUUCAAUCAUUUUUAUAGGAGUGUUAUACAAACGUGUUCAAUAGUCAUUCAGACACUGAUCUGUUGAGAAAUGCCCAUAUAUUAAAACUGCACUGUACAUAAAACCAAGAGGAGAGGUUAUGCCCCAUGAGAUAGCUAACACAAACAAUCACUGGAUUUCAUUACGAAUUUGGCACAUGAGCAAUCAAAAAUUUUUAUCAGUACAAAAAUAAUUUCAUUUUCUCAAUGUUUGUUUAGUAUGGAAAUAGGGAACAGAAGUUGAACCCGUACUGAGAGUGGUGUCAGAAUUCAGCCAGGCUACAGCUCGCUAAAACCACUGGAGGGGAUGGAGAUUUCAGAAUACAUCCCCCACACUUAUAGAACAGUCUGGGUAGGUGCUAGCUAUUAAAGGCCCAAUGCAGCUGUUUUUAUCUCAACAUCAAAUAAUUUCUGGGUAACAAUUAAGUACCUUACUGUGAUUGUUUUCAGUUGAUUUUUUUUUAAAUAAAACA